UUAAAAAGUCAUGAAUAUGUUCCAACUAUUAUUCACAAAAUUUGCUGAUAUUUUAUUAUCAUCCAGAACUUAUCCGUUCUUGUAAUGUCAGCCAUUCAUGUAAAAUUAAACAAAAGAAAUGGGCGUUAUUUGGACAAAAGAAAUAAAUACUAACGUAAGACAGUUACUACAAAAUAAUUGGAGGGCAUCUUAAUAGAAUGAAAUGAUUGUGUAAUUUUUUAUUGAAAAUGAUGGAAAUUCUUUCUUGGUUGAAGAAUGGUGUUUAAUUCAAUAAGAAGGCACAAUUUCUAAUCAGUUAACUGGUAAAAAGAGUAAUACAUUACUUAAAUAAUUAAUGAUAUGGUUAAGAUCUGCAAUUGCAAUGAUGACUAUGACAACUAUAUUUUAAGAAGAACUCAUAAUAAAAUAAUAUAAAGUAUCUCAUAGUUUAUUAUUCUACAAUAAGAAUACAAAAAAAAGAAGUGAUUGGAUAGAUGAUUCAAAAUUAUAAGUUAAAAAAAUCACAACAAAAUUUCUUAACCAACAAAACUUUUAAUUGACAAUAGCUUAACAAGGAUCAUUAGAAUAAGUAUUAUAAGAAAGAAUGAAUAGAAUUGAAUCACCUUUAUAUAAGAGAUGUCGUUAUUUAAGUGAAUAAAUUUGUGAUAGAGACUCAUAAGUAUUUUAAAGAAAAAUGACAAUGGAUUCAGAAUAAUGGGAGUAAUAAAAAUCAAACCUUAUUGAUAAUACAUCACCUUCAUCUACAAAUAAUCUUAAUAGAUCAUUUAUUUCAGUCUAUUCUAAAAAAGAAGAAGUUGAAUUACUUUUUACUCCAGAAGAAGCAGUUUUAAAAUUAUAAGAUAAAAACUUUUUAGAUGAAGAUUAUGAAAUAAACAUGAUGACAAACGAUCAUGUAUAAAAAGAAAUGUUUAUUUCAUAAAUUAUGAUUACUAAUAAACUUUCAACAGAAGAAAAGAAUAAUUAAUAACAAAUUUUGAAUACUUUAAAGAAUUUUCACAAUAAAACUAAAAAUAGAAGAACUAGAUCUUUAUAAAUCACUAAAUUAUUGAGUUUCUAUAGACAAUUAUAAUGA
Paramecium sonneborni is the source of this 1072-nucleotide messenger RNA. The record is from the annotation of a GenBank genome assembly. NCBI's taxonomy places the organism in Eukaryota, Ciliophora, Oligohymenophorea, Peniculida, Parameciidae.